Messenger RNA from Stomoxys calcitrans (stable fly), 972 nucleotides. It is a transcript of the gene mRpL10, whose product is annotated as large ribosomal subunit protein uL10m. Gene Ontology annotation, biological process: translation. The record is from RefSeq and is a predicted model, not a curated record. The transcript has 2 exons. Gene Ontology annotation, molecular function: structural constituent of ribosome. The coding region runs from base 152 to 919 and encodes 255 amino acids. NCBI's taxonomy places the organism in Eukaryota, Metazoa, Arthropoda, Insecta, Diptera, Muscidae. Gene Ontology annotation, cellular component: mitochondrial large ribosomal subunit.
GAAGAUUAUCGCAGUACAGCUGAUGAAUUUUAAGACGAACAGUGAAGAAAAUUGCACUUUAAACGAAAAAUAUAAAUCUAGCGAUUAUUAAUUAAAACUUCUAAAUUUACAAAAAGUAAAAUAUUUAACUAAUCCACGUACAGCCUGCCUUAUGUCUCUAUUACUUAAGUUUGAACUUGUCCAACAGCUUAAAUGCACUUCACCACUGCUACAGUUCCAGCGUUAUCGUGGUAAAAUCAACAUACAGCGGCCACGACAACCCCACUAUGAGAGAGCAAAAAUGCUGGCGGUAACAGCCCCUCGUUACCCAGAGCCUCCAAAAACAACAACAUGUUUUGAAAAGAGAACCCGACAGAUACAAGAAAAUCCCUACAACGAUAUCAUAGCGCGUGAGGUUCACAAUUGGUUGCUAAAUUCCAAAAUGGUGGCAAUUUUCCACUUAAAUUCCAUCAAGUCGGAUGAUUUCUUUGAAGCCCGCGUCAUGUUGCACAAGCAAAAUAUGCAAUUAAAAAUGUAUGGCCAAAAGAUUGUGAAGAAAGCUGUUGAAGGUACUCGUUUUGAGGCUAUACUACCCUUAUUUGAAUCACAACCUUGCAUAGUAUUCUCACCAGAAGCCAAGGUUUCCCAGCUAUUGAAAAUAACUCGUAAAAUACCACAAAUGAUUCUAAUGGCCGGCAUUGUUGAUGAUACACUACUAAGUCGAAGUGAAUUCAUGGAAUAUGCCCAGCUGCCUGGUUUGCAAUCGGCUCAAGCUGAAUUGGUGCAUACACUUAAUAUGGCCGCUAGUACGCUGGUACAAAAUCUAGAGGCACAUCAAAAGAACUUUGUUAAUGUCUUAGAUGUUUAUGCCAAGGGCGAGAGCGAGGGAAGCCCUGAGAGCAAGCAAGAAGCUUCAGGCGUUACAAAUCAAAAAGACUAAGGGUUUUUGUUAAGAAAUUGUUAAAGGUGUAAUAAAAAAAAUCAAACAAAUAA